GGGGUUGUCAAAGCUGCGAGCCAUGGCGCAGGGCGUCCAGGGGGCGGCGCCGGGGACCCCCCCGCCCCUGCCGCCACCUCCGGCGCCACCCCCCUCGCGGGGCGCUCCGUUCCUCCGGGCGGCGCUGGAGCAGGCGGCCGGCCUCGGGGACCGCGACGGCGUGCGGGAGCUCCUGCGGCGGCGGAAGGCCCGGUUUGGCCGACACCUGAACUGGCUCCUUUUCCACAACCCCGUCCCUUCCCGCAUCCAGGAGGGCCCGCAGUGUGGUUUGGUGGCACUUUGGAUGGCUGGUGCACACCUCUCUUUGCCUUCUGAUGUUCCCCUGGAGAGAAUUAUGCAGGUGGCUUUGGAGAGAGGCUACACAGCCCAGGGAGAGAUGUUCUCAGCUGCCGACAUGGCCAAGCUGGCUGAGGAGGUCUUUCCCUGUGAGACACAGCUGCUCUCUGGGGGCUUGCAAGGACAGAACCACGAAAGGAUCCUUCAGCAUCUUGGUGCUGGCUUCCCUGCACUGAUACCCUACGAUGAGGACUACAACCACGAACCCUGCCUCCGGAAUGGCCACAAGGCGCAUUGGGCUAUUGCCUCGGGAGCUCUGCUUGGUCUGAAGAGCGACUUCCAGCUACCUGCCUGCCAGGAAGACGAGGACAUCCUGGGGCUCUUCCACGCCAGCCAUGCUGCUUCUGCUGUGCCCUUGGAGGCUGUUGCUGAGACAUACUUGUUGUCAAAGCAGGGCAAGAGUUGCCGCUAUCAGCUGUGGAAGUAUUCUCAGGUGCAGGAGAGCAACGCCCAGCUGACAGGCUUCAGUCCCAGGCGGGCGACUGACGGAAAGGUUUACAUCGUGCCAGCAGGGGGUGUGCAAGAGGGACUGUGCGGAAAAGCAGUGUUGCUGCGGCCAAGGCCCUGAGGGCACUCCAGUGGCACCGGUCUGGCAUGGUGGGAGGUCUUGGCUGGAAGGAGGUGGUUUCUGCAGCUAGCCGUGCAGAAGCUCCACUGGGUUGUUAGAGACUUAGACAAAUUUGUGGAGACAGCUCACAUUUAGCUGUGCCUUGCGGGACUAUGAACACCAAGGGAUGUUGGGAAGAAGGAAAAAGAGGCUGUUCCCUCCCUGUCCUAUGAGUCCCUGAGUAGCUCUAAUUAACCAGGAUGCCUGGACAAGCGAACUUGCAUCCUCAUGUAAGGCAAGGCAGUUACCCAGGUGGCCACAAUACCUGGGGCCCCAAUCCACCAGCAAGAAGCUUCCCCCUGCAAGCUUCCUUCAGCACAAAAAAGCAGUGCAUUAGAUCUUAGUUGUACUCCUGUCUUCUUAGGGCCUGAAGUUGCAUUAGAUCUCCUAGGAGUCUGGUCCCCAGAAGGCCCAGCAGACUGCUCCCCUGCUUUAGGUUGGCAGGCCAUCUUCUGCCCCCCAGCCUCAGCACCCACUCUGAGCCAGCCUGACAAUAUCUUUCCCUGCUUCAUUUUCAGAAUAGUAUGUGUUACUUAUUUUUAGCUAUCUGGAACUUCACUUGUUUCAAAGCCAGACCAGGUUAAAUCUUUAAUGUCAGCACUUUUUUUAAAAAGCACUAUGGUUGGGGAGAGGCAAACUUAUACUCAAAGGCCCCUCUUAAACCCAUUUAUGCCAACCAAUCCUGCUUUAAGACUUUGUGUGUGACCAUAGAUGAAAGAUGGGAGGAAAUACAGCUUUCAGAUAGGUUAAGUUUCUUCUCCGCAGUCUGCUUGAGAAUGGUUUACUGUUCUGAUUCAGGCAAGACAAAUUUUGAAAAUGUAAGGAGGAGGAAAUAGAAGAGAUGCCUGGGUGAAAAUCUUUUUUUCCUCAAGUUACUGCAUGCCUUUUUCCCCCUGUGCUGGUGGCAUUAGUUUAAUAAAGGCAUGCAACUCUCGAUGCUUUGGGCCCGGAAUGAAUGUUUAGGGCUUUUUGGUGCCACCUUGCCCCCCCCCCCUUUUAGCUGUUUUAGCUCCCUCUCUCUUUACUGCCACCAUUGUCCCAGUCCACAUACUUUCCUUGAGAGGAUCUUCGGUGACAGGGAACCAGACAGUUUUAUGGCUGGCUUCUAAAAUAGCAUCUCCUUCCUUGUUCUGUGCAGAGUGAGUGCAAGAUGCAACUGUCUAACAGUCCAUUUGGACCCUUUGAAGUCCCCCACCCCCAGAAGGCGACAAGUCAAAGGCCAUUUGGAAUCUGAGUUGGUCUUUCCAGAUUUUUUUAUUGGAUUAUUU
Messenger RNA from Candoia aspera, 2211 nucleotides. It is a transcript of the gene ACTMAP, whose product is annotated as actin maturation protease. Lineage: Eukaryota; Metazoa; Chordata; Lepidosauria; Squamata; Candoiidae. The record is from RefSeq and is a predicted model, not a curated record. The transcript has 7 exons. The coding region runs from base 23 to 904 and encodes 293 amino acids.